UGUAGUCUCUGGCGUGUCCAGCGCGGCUGCAGGCGUCCCGUGACCGGAGGCCGGAAGUGGAGGCUCUGGAGCGCUAACGGCUCCCGUUUUUCCUCCUGAGCUGUACGGCGGCCGCGAGGGGCCAGCCAGCGCGCGGUGCUGGAGUGAGCGGGCCGAGCGGGGGGGCUGCGGCUCCGUGCGGGUAACAAAUUCAUGUCUUGCAAGACAGUGAUGGCUUUUUCUCUAGAAUUUGAAUAUGGAGGCCACAGGGACAGAUGAAGUGGAAAAGCUAAAAUCCAAGUUUAUGUCUGCAUGGCACAACAUGAAAUACAGUUGGGUAUUGAAAACAAAAACUUACUUUAGCAGAAAUUCUGCUGUCUUCUUGCUGGGAAAAUGUUACCAUUUCAAGUCUGAUGAACCCAGUGAACUCUCUCCAGAUGGAUCCUGCUUGGAUAUAGUUGACAAAGUCAUUUCUGGAAACGUAGAAGAGUUUCGUAAAGAUUUUAUUUCUAGAAUAUGGUUGACUUACAGAGAGGAUUUUCCUCAGAUAAAAGAAUCUGCUUUGACAACAGACUGUGGUUGGGGUUGUACACUGAGAACUGGCCAGAUGCUGCUGGCUCAAGGGCUUGUGCUUCAUUUUCUUGGUAGAGCCUGGACCUGGCCGGGUGCACUGAACAUUGAAAAUUCAGACUCUGAAUCAUGGACAAGCCACACAGUGAAAAAGCUGACUGCAUCAUUUGAAGCAUCACUUACGGGAGAGAGAGAACCCAAGGUCCUGUCAAACGAUCAUAAGGAAGCACUAAAGGGAGACUGUGAUGACAGUGAAAUGAGAGAUGAAGUUUAUCACAGAAAAAUAAUCUCUUGGUUUGGAGAUUCUCCACCCGCAUCUUUUGGCUUGCAUCAGCUAAUAGAAUAUGGAAAGAAGUCUGGGAAAACAGCUGGAGACUGGUAUGGGCCUGCUGUAGUAGCACACAUUUUAAGAAAAGCUGUUGAAGAAGCAAGAGACCCUGAGUUACAAGGGAUAACUAUAUAUGUUGCUCAGGACUGUACAGUUUACAGUUCGGAUGUUGUUGAUAGACAGUGCUCUUCCAUGGGCUCUGAAAAAGCAGAUAUGAAAGCUGUAAUUAUAUUAGUUCCGGUAAGACUUGGUGGAGAGAGAACCAACAUGGACUACUUGGAGUUUGUAAAGGGAAUUUUGAGUCUUGAAUACUGUGUUGGUGUUAUUGGUGGGAAACCUAAGCAGUCAUAUUACUUUGCUGGAUUUCAAGAUGACAGUUUGAUUUACAUGGAUCCUCAUUACUGCCAAUCUUUUGUAGAUGUCAGCAUAAAGGAUUUCCCUCUUGAGUCAUUUCACUGUCCUUCCCCCAAAAAGAUGUCAUUCAAAAACAUGGAUCCUAGCUGUACAAUAGGAUUUUAUUGUAGAAACAUGCAAGACUUUGAAAGAAUUUCUGAAGAAAUAACUAAGAUGCUGAAAUCUUCAUCUAAGGAGAAAUAUCCCUUGUUUACUUUUGUAAAGGGUCAUUCUAGAGACUAUGACUUUGCCUCCAGUCCACUCCAUGAAGAAAAUGACCUUUUCUCCGAGGAGGAAAAGAAAAGAUUAAAAAGAUUUAGUACAGAAGAGUUUGUCUUGCUUUAAGGAUAUUUUACAGUAGGGUAUUGGCAGCUGUCCAGGAGAACACUUGCCCUUUAAAAAAAAUCACACAACACAAGGCAAGCAAUAUUGAAAUUGAUCUAUUUUCAUAAAGAUUAUAAUGUCGUAUAUGUUUGGUCUUUAAAAUGUCACUUAUAAAUGUAAUUAAUUAUUUUUGUUUGUUCAUUGAUAGUUGGAUGAAUAUGAUGACACUUCUUGUUAGUGAAGAUAGAUAGCAUUGUUUAGAGCCAGACACAAUAUAGCGUGUAUGGACAUGCCCUCCUUGAUAGCUCUGCCAAUGAGCCUAAGUCUUGACCUGCAGUCCCCACUGCUGUUCCAGUCCUGAAUAGUCUGCCAAUUAUAUGGUGGUUUUGUGGUGUGGACAUGUCAUCUAGUUUUGAGACAACUGGAUUGUUUCCCGUUGUAAGCAAAACUUGAAUCUAGGGCUCCUGAAGAAAAAGCCUUGUUCAUUUAACCUAUUUUGCUGUCUAAGCCCCUAUAAUGGUUAAUAAUGUAACCAUGAGGUACCUUUCUAGCAUUGCACUACUCAAGAUGUAACUUUGAUAUAUCAAUAGUAAUUGUUAGCUACAAUCCAGAUGCAAUUAUAUAAGCAGAAUUGUGAGUUAAGGUACUAUUUAGCAAUAUGAUUUUAUAAUGGCUACUCAUUAAACUUGCUGUUGAACCUUAAUAUCAGGAAUGAAUAUAAAGUAUUGGCUUUUCCCUACCAUUUUUAAAGGUUAUGUUAUUAAUAUUAACUGCAACCAAUCAAAGCAGAUAGACAGUUAUUAAAUGGGAGCAGUGUUUGUUUCCUGUCUCGACAAUAUAAUUGAGACUUCUAUUCCUACCCAGGCAGCUUCUAAAUCAGAGCAUAAAACAGCAAAUUGGGGGUAGACAGUAAAUAUUCUGGGAUAUGAUCUUCUGAUAUGUGCCAUUAUUAUACAUUGCUCUUGGUGAUUUUAGAUGUAGAGAACAUCUAGCAAAUAAGUCUACAUGAACAGUUUCAUGCUUUAACAAAACAAAUUCAGAAUUUAAAAUACACAUUUAACACUGCCUACAUUUAAAAAUAACUUUAUUAAAGGUGUGAGAUUAAAUGCAUGUACUUAUGAACUAUAAUGGUAAAUUUCUCUUGCUUGAAUUGUUUGAAUUCUGGAUCUAAAAAAAAUUGAGGUAUUGAGGCAAAUACUCUGUAAUAAGGCAAAUUUUAUUGUAUUGUAAACCAGCUAUUAACUUAUUCUAAAGUGCCAUUUAGGCACAGAAUGCACAAAUGUUGUCUACCCAAAUAUUAAAUAUUCUAUGUAUCACUAAAGUAAUAUUUUCCUUUUAUAAGAAUGGAGAGUAGAGUUACUAGUAGGGAGAUUUUAGGCAAAUCUGGGACAAGCGCAUGUUCGUACCAGAGUUGAAUUAAUUUUCACAUUUGUUCAUUAUCACUCCAAAAAAGGAGGAUUAUUUUUCAGUUUCAUUUGUUUUCAUUUUUAAAAUUUUUUCCAGUUGAUUGGAUAAGGUAAUUUGCUCCUUAUUAAAUAUUUUUAAUCAGUGUAACAUUACUUUUAGAUCCUGCAUAUACAGAAGGAAUCAGUUAGGGCUGAUCUUAUUUGAUAUUUUGUCCUUAAUAAUCCGGAAGUAGUAGUAAAAUUAACAUGUUAAUAAAAUGCAGAUGUUAAUUUGGGAAGAGUUAUGAAUUUUAGUGAGGGCUAGAAAAUAUUGUAGAUUUGAGUUUGGCUUGCAUUUUUCUAAUGAUAUUUUUGCUAUGGAAAAAUAAUGCAAAAAAUAAAUAUUAGGGAGUAUGUCCAGAAAACAAAACUACUGAACAAGACCUAUGUGGGAUAGUGGACAACAAAUUAGACAUGAGCUUGCACUGUGCAUUCAAAAAAAAUGAAAGAAAAAGCCAGUGCAAUUCUGGGCUAUGUAUCUAGACACUUAUGUAAUAAAACAGGGAGGUAGUAAUUGUUCUUUCUGAUCUCAUUGAUACUUUCCUUUCUGCUGCCUCUUUGCCAGGAAGGUAUUAACAAAUUAAAGUUCACUGAAAAACAAUAAAAAUGAUCAGGGGCCUGCAGGCAUGGAUUUAAGGCAAAUUAACAAAUAUGUAUGGCUUUGUUAAUCUAUUACUAAGGGAAGGGCAUGACACUUUACAAAUAUUUAAUGUAUAAACACUGGUGAGGAGAUGAGGAAUUACUUGGGUGGUACAAGGGCAUAUAACUUUCUGAAAUAGGAUGAAACUAAAGGAAAAACUUCAUACAGGAGAAUAUUAGGCUGUGUAACGCUCAUAAGGAAGUGUUAGAAGUCCCAUCACAUGUGACUAUUGAUACCUGACUGACCCAAACACUAACAAAUGUACAAUAAGGAAUAAUUAUGCGUAAGGUGAACUAGAUAAACUAAUAACAUCCCUCCCGUUUCCAAUUUCUUUGACUGUAAUAAUAAAAGAAUAAAUUUAGUAUGCCUAAAAGGCUUUAAUGCAUUGGAGUUUACAAGUAACUUUUUAAGCAAGGAACCAAAAGUGACAUUAAUUUAGUGAAUAUUUAAGUGGAUACCCAGUAGACUUUUUCCUGAUUCUAUGAUAUACUUAGUUUUGACCAUGGGGAAUAAAUAUGCUACAGUAAAUAUUACAAUAAGUCGGUAUGUAAGCAUGUAUGUACAUAAAACAUCACAUAUCUGUUAAAAGCAAUGUCCCUCCAUUUCCUAUUAGAGGCCCCAUUCUUUACAGCAGUAACCAUAACUGAGCUGCUAGUCUGAUGUCUCAGGUUUGUCCUAUGGUGGAUAGCUAAGAAGCAGAAUUAAGUUUUGAAACUGGAGUGGGUUUGAGAGGGAAGGACAUUCUUGCAAAGUGGGAAAGAUUAGGUUUGGUAUUUAAACUAAAACAAAAUUAUCUGGGCUAGGUAACUUUAUACAUGUUUCAUCUAAGAGUGACUCUGUUUGCCACAAUUACAGACUUCAAUUCAACAAGCCAUUUCAGCAUGUUUUAACUUUAAGCGUAGUACUUCCUGUUUUUAAUAAAACCUUCUUGCUGUAAACUUAACUACAAAUCGAUUAUAGGUAAAAGUGCCUACUGCAGUUCAGUGCAUGUAACUUUUAACCUAGUAUGCUGACUUAAGGAUUGCCAUUUCCUCCUCUUUUGCUCCAUGGCGGAAGUCACACUUACAUCACAAAAUAAAACAUGCAUGUAACCACACAAGCUAUCUGUGUCUAUAGAGAUGCAUGUAAGGAUGAUUUUAUGUACGUGAGAAGAAUGGAUUGGCGUUCUGACUGCAAAUAGAAAUGUUUUAAUUGUAGAUAAAUGUUAAACAUAAAAUGUAUCUAACACUUCAACAGGUUCACAUUGUUCUAGGAUCUGUAAGAACAUUUUCAUUUCUUACUCUUUUAUAACUUGUGAAGAAGGCCUAAGGUUGAAAUACCUUAGCUAACUUAAUUUUAAUGAUAUACCUUUUGUUCAGUGUAUAUUUAUGAUAGGAAAACUUGCAUUGCAAAACUGUCAAUAAUAUUAAGACAGCUGGUUGAUGAUGUUAUUGGGUCCUUUAGUCUACCAUGAUAGUGUGGCACUCAGAGCCAGCUGCGCAAAUUUGUUAGAACUAGUAACAAUUUUCAGUUACCUUUUCUCUCACUCCUCCAACUUCCAUCUUGUUCCUUUUUCCAUGUUGGUGAUUUAGGUAAAUGCCCCAAAAUCUGUGUAAAUAAGCAUCUAAUAAGGAAGUGGAAAUGGGCGACUAAAAUGAAAACUGGGGAAUUUUUUGAAGGAGGCAUAGGGAUUUAAUUAUAAUUCUAUGGUGGUACUUGGAAAAAGUAGGAUAGUCCAGGCCAAAUUCCAGCUUGGGUACUUAAGGAAGAAUUUAAGUUUUCCACUUGUACUUUCAAUGAAAUGUGCUUAUUUCUGGCCUUAAAUUUUUUUUCCUCCAUCCCUCUUGGUCAGAUCACUUGCAGCCUCCGUUCUAUAACCUCUCUUCCCUGUAUUCCUGGCCAAUUUGAUCUGUUACCAUGGAUUUAACUAUCAUGUCUAUGUUAGUGACUCCUGCAUGUCCUUUGCUACCCAUGACAUUUCACCUUUGAUGGUUUUCAUUUCUACCUGUCUACGUAGUUUUCAAAAUGCCCUAUACUAGGCCUCACUAUUUUAGAAAUACAGCUAGUUUAAUGACUUUUCCAUGUUGCCCAUAAAGCUAAUUACAUAGGUCUUGAAACCGAAUAGUUCAAGAUUCUAACUCCUUCCAGUCUUACUUCCUGUUUAGAUCCCAUUGCCCCAAUGAAAAAUGGCUAAGGCACAGAAAGAAGACCUUGGUUUUGAAAGUAUUCUAGUAUAUUUCCUGACUCCAGGACAGGCAAGCUCACAGGUAGUCCUCAUCCCUGAAGGUCCAUGUACAGUGGUGACACAAGUUAAAUUACUAAAUUACUAGAAAUUAAUGUUUUUCUGUAACUACAGGGGACUUUAAUUGGAAACUAUGUUAAUCGCAUAGUAAUUAUCUUUACUUCUACUGCAUUAUCUCCUGAAAACUGUGCAAUUAAUUUGUGUCAUCACUGUUACUGCUGCUGCCUUCAAACACAAACCAACUGUGCAUUAGUUACUCACACACCCAGCAGUGGCCUAUAUUCUUAAGUGGCUUAUACAAAUCAUUGACUGAUUAGUUAUUUGCUUUCUUGAUGGAACCAGCGUCUCAAUAUCAUGGAAUGUGGCAAAUAUGGGCAUCUUUUAAAUAGGUUUGUUCUUUCCCCGCCCAAUAAGUGUUUCUGCUGUUCCCUUUCUUUUAUUAGGAGGGGGGCAUUUUUGUUUAUCAAGUCUAAUAGCAGCAGGAGUCACCUCUGCCAGAUCUUUGAAUAACUAGCUGGGACUUCGUCUUCUGCAUCUAGCCAAGGGUAUAUGCCUCCAUUUAUCAAAGUGAAGCGAAGUCUUGGGGUUGUCUUCCACUCAUCUCUAGAUGAUCAGUGACCACAAGCCCUUUUUCCACCAGCUUUCUAUGAAAACCUGGUUCUGAUGACCUACAGAGGGUCCAUUUUUGUGAUUGUGCACCUACCUACUCAAUGAGACAGACUACCCGUCAUGAGCACUUCACCUACGUGUUCCACUUUCUGUUGGUUCCCAGUUUGUGUCCAGUAUCCAUUCAAAGCCAUGGUCCUGAUUUUCAAAGGCAUCUGUGGGAGACCACAUCACUCAGGAUUUACCAAGACAACUGCUCUCUGGGACAGUUCAACUUUCAAAGUGCCAAGACAAAGCAUAUGAGAGCCAGAAGUGUGGAGGGAUAGCUCAGUGGUUUGAGCAUUGGCCUACUAAACCCAGGAGUGUGAGUUCAAUCCUUGAGGGGGCCAUUUAGUGAUCGGGGGCAAAAAUCUGUCUGGGGAUUGAUCCUGCUUCAAGUAGGGGGUUGGACUAGAUGACCUCCUGAGGUCCCUUCCAACCCUGAUAUUCUAUGAUCUUGGUCAAGGGGAUACACAAGUAGAACAAAUUUCCAGAGGAAAUUUGAUUAGGCUAGCGUCUGACUGCUUUCAGGACAUACUCCAAAACCUUGCUCUUUGACAAAGUAUUUUCAACAUGAUAGGCAGGGCCAAUCAGAGGUGGGCAGGAGGAAGGAGGGCCAUUUGGCCUGGGCCUCAAGCUCAAAUGGGGCCUCACAUUUAGACACCUGUUAAUUUUUUGGCAUUUGAUAUGUUUUGCAACUUUUUUAUGCACAUCCCUAUCAGACCAGAAAAGCAUUUGUUAAAUAAAAAUAUAUUCAAAUUA
Mauremys reevesii (Reeves's turtle) is the source of this 7307-nucleotide messenger RNA. It is a transcript of the gene ATG4C, whose product is annotated as autophagy related 4C cysteine peptidase. NCBI's taxonomy places the organism in Eukaryota, Metazoa, Chordata, Testudines, Geoemydidae. The record is from RefSeq and is a predicted model, not a curated record. Gene Ontology annotation, molecular function: protein-phosphatidylethanolamide deconjugating activity. The transcript has 11 exons. Bases 236 to 1615 code for a protein of 459 amino acids.